Messenger RNA from Trametes versicolor FP-101664 SS1, 1374 nucleotides. RefSeq lists its product as uncharacterized. Bases 1 to 1329 code for a protein of 442 amino acids. The transcript has 3 exons. Gene Ontology annotation, molecular function: protein binding. Lineage: Eukaryota; Fungi; Basidiomycota; Agaricomycetes; Polyporales; Polyporaceae. The record is from RefSeq and is a predicted model, not a curated record.
AUGAAGGACGACACUAGUAUCGGUGGCCAACCCCGGGCUGAACGGGAUAUACAAGACGCUCCUGUCGAAAUCUUCGACAUGCAAGGUCUUCCUGUCGAGAUCUUCGACGGUAUCCUUCGCAACAUUCACGAGGACAAGCUUGCGAUUCUCGCAUGCUCCCGUGUGUCGCGCCUAUGGCGCGAAAUCGCCCUUCCCUACCUCUUCGCAUCCAUCGAUAUCUACCGCGAGGACUCUUUUGACGAUCUUCAAGACUUUCUCGACACAAAUAUCGAACUUGCCCGCCUUGUGCGCCGGCUCCGCCUGACGAGCCAACGGGACCCAACAGUUCAUCUCCAGUCCGACAGCUUUCCAAUUCUCGAUCGCACCAAGCUUCGCAACCUCACCGCAGCACUCCCCCAGCUGGAAGAACUUCACCUUUACAUGAUCUUAUUGGUCGACUCGAGUCCAGAUGCCCUAGGCGGCCCGGAUCAGUGUCUACCCACACGGAGGCUGGAGACGCUGACCAUCGAGUUCGUUAACCCUCGUUCCUCAAACACACCUCAAUCUCUCCUCACCUUCUUCAACACCAUCUCGGUCUUUACAUCGGUAAAGACGCUCGUGCUAACCUGGCCCCCCAUUCCCGAUGCUCUCCUCGACCCGGCACACCUUAUCCGCACGUUGGACGUGGGCGCACUCAUCUCCCGCACACCCUUUAUUGCACCCGAAGAGCGAUGGCACCUUCUGUACGACGCACUGCGAAAAGCCCUCGUUCCAGGAUGCCUCCGCGCGCUGCAUCUUGGGGGCAGAUAUAAUAUAUCAGCAGGGCACCAGCCAGCAACAUUACGCAGCUUCGGUCAGCUCGUACGACAUGCGGCCCCGAACGCACUGCGUAUCGACAUCCCGUUCCCAGCACGCUGGCCCGUCAGACCGGGCGAAGACAGUCCAGAGCAUUGGCGCUGCCUGAACCUCAGCUCGUGUACUUCCGUCACCACCGUGAUGCACCGGAUCCACCUGUAUAGCAUCGACACGCACGUUCCUCUUGCUCGGGUCUGCAUCGCGAUGCUCGCGAACGUCCCUACAACCCUCCGCGUAUUCACGCUCAAAGUCCACGGUGACGCGACGGAGUAUGCGCGAGGCGACAGCGCGGAAAGGAUCGGUCUGCGGGAGCUUGACACCGCGAUGAUUGAGCGUUUCGAGCGGCUGGAGAGAGUCGAGGUGAUGGUGUUUAUUGACUUGCAGCAUCGUGAAGGAGUCAGCGUCGACUUGCAGGAGUACGCGUUGGCGGUAUCAAAGGCGAUGCCGAGGCUGCAGGCAAAGGGAAUGCUUCAAGUCUCUGUCGAUGAUGAUUAGGUAUAUAUGGCGACUUUUUGAUUACCUCGUAUCGAAGCAGCAUCC